UUCACCCUUGGGAAGUCUUCCAAUGGUUUGCAGACACUUAAUUCUAUACAGAAAGUAAUACCUGCAGAUGCUGAUAGAAGUCCGAUUGGUAAUCUUGGGCCAAGUUCAGCUGCUAGCUCUGCUGCAAUUGAAGAUUUUUCUUCUCCACAGACGUUGCCACUGAAUGUUGGUCAAAACCAAUUGUUGAAACCCAAGAAGCGGAAACGUGUUACAUCUGAACUUAUUCCUUGGUACAAAGAAGUUUUACUGGAUUCACAGAGCAAUCAGACAAUCAGCUUGGCAGAAACAGAGUGGGCCAAAUCAACUAAUAGGCUUGUUGAAAAGGUUGAAGAAGACAUUGACUUCACUGAACAUGGGCCUCUGAGGCGUAAAGUUAAAAGAAGGCUUAUUUUGACGACUCAGCUUAUGCAGCAAUUAUUUCGCGCUCCAUCAGCUGCAUUUCUUUUUUCAGAUGCUAACUCAGAGUAUGAGAGUGUGGCUUACUCCAUUUCUAGAUUGGCAUUGGGGGAUGCAUGCAGCAUUGUCUCUUGCUCAAAUGGGGAUAUAAAUGCACCUCAUUUUUGCAAAGCACCGCUUCAUGACAAGGCCAGAACACCGGAGAGAAAUGAUAACCAUACGUUUGCCAAAGCUGUGGAAGAGUUCACGGCAAGAGCAAGGAUACUGGAAGCUGACUUUUCGAGACUGGACAAGAGAGCAUCAAUAUUAGACGUGAUAGUGGAAGGCCAGGAUAUUGAGAAGUUCUCUGUCAUCUAUCGGUUUGCGAAGUUCCAUGGUCGGGUGCAAUCUGAUGGUGUUGAGACCUCAUCUUCAUCAGAUGCACGUAGCCAUAAACCUUUGGCACAGAGAUAUGUCACUGCACUUCCAAUGCCAAAAAAUCUUCCUAGUAUGGUACAGUGUCUUUCACUAUGAUUAUAAAUGAAUUGAUUUUCCCCAUGUUCUGGUGGUAAAUCUACUAGCUCUACUUCUCUAAGAAGUUUUGGUGCUAAAUAUGCACUGGCACUAGCAACAACAGAAAUUGAUGGGCACUGAAUUGUCACCUCAAAUGUAAUGCAGGCUGUCCAAUCUUUUACAUGUUGGCCACUAAUGUCUUCUCAAGAAAUGUUAUUCAUUUUGUGUACAUCUCUUCAAAUUUGUAGGGCGGGAGAGAAAGGACCUGGGGCUUCAUUUUUUGCCAUCAGUAGAGAAAAUACAUCUCCCGUGUAUUAGGAGACGUCUGUAUAUAGUUAGCCAUCAGUGUUAUAUGUGUUAUACUUUCUCUCACGGAAUUGUGAAGGUAAUCAUAAUUGCUUAUUGUUACAAACAAAUUUAUCAACAAAAAAAAUUGCACUAGUCA
Nicotiana tabacum (common tobacco) is the source of this 1333-nucleotide messenger RNA. Lineage: Eukaryota; Viridiplantae; Streptophyta; Magnoliopsida; Solanales; Solanaceae. The record is from RefSeq and is a predicted model, not a curated record.